GGGCGCAGCCGUUUCAAACGGCCGGGCAAGGCGCUGACAGGCCAUGGUUGACGUGUCCGCAUGUCUUGACCAUCGAGGCGAUGUUGAUAGAGCACACCGACCUGAUGCAUCCGCCCAUGUGGAGUACAAGCCGCUGUCGGCCAAUAGGAUUCGAAGCUUUGCGCCGCCUGCGCGCCAACCCCGCGGCCGGCCCAUAGCUCCGAUUGCCAGAGCCAAUGAGGCGUCCCUGUCGCAUGGCUGGGGCAAGGACUUGCGGUUCAGUUCUGGUGAAAUAUCGCCGGAACCGGCCGCAGAGGAGCUGCCAAGAGCGCCGGCAGUCGUCAUCCGGAGGGUGCUCGUCAGGCGAGUGCAGAUGACGCAGGCCACUUCUUUCCAGCAGGAAGCCGAGAAGGUUGGGGCAUAUGCUCCCCAACAUCCCAGCACUACAAGAUGCGAAUCUGAGGAGACACGCACCCACUCAGAGGAGGAGACAGCGUCCACAAAGAGCUCGGAUGAUGAUGCGUCCGCUGGGUGCAGCAUGCCGUCCAGAGGUGCAGAGCCCAGACAGGCCGUUGGGCUGUGGGGUGCGUGAGGGGUGCGGUCACCCGUACCUUUGAGCCGUGAC
Effrenium voratum is the source of this 604-nucleotide messenger RNA. The record is from the annotation of a GenBank genome assembly. Lineage: Eukaryota; Dinophyceae; Suessiales; Symbiodiniaceae.